AUGGAGCCUGGAGUUUCUACUGUAAAUCAUGAUGGUUGGCAGAACUGUGGAGGUUUAGUACAAGGCCCCAAUGGGACGAUAGAAAGCCCAGGAUUCCCUCAUGGUUACCCAAAUUAUGCCAACUGCACAUGGAUCAUAAUUACAGGCGAACGUAACAGGAUACAGUUAUCAUUCCAUACCUUUGCCCUCGAAGAAGAUUUUGAUAUUUUGUCCGUUUAUGAUGGGCAGCCGCAACAAGGGAACCUAAAAGUGAGGCUUUCUGGAUUUCAGUUGCCAUCAUCUCUUGUGAGCACAGGUUCUAUCCUGACGCUUUGUUUUACAACUGAUUUUGCUGUGAGUGCCCAAGGAUUCAAGGCUAUCUACGAAGUGCUACCCAGCCAUACCUGUGGCAACCCUGGGGAAAUACCUAAAGGCAUUCUUCAUGGCACAAGAUUCAAUAUUGGAGAUAAAAUUCGAUACAGUUGCAUUGCAGGCUAUAUCCUGGAAGGCCAUGCUGUGCUGACAUGUUUCAUGAGUCCUGGAAAUGGAGCAUCAUGGGAUUUCCCAGUGCCAUUUUGCAGAGCUGAAGGUGCUUGUGGAGGUACCCUCCGUGGGACCAGUGGAAUUAUUUCAAGUCCUCACUUUCCUUCAGAAUACAACAAUAAUGCAGACUGCACGUGGACCAUUCUUGCAGAGCCAGGAGACACCAUCGCUCUGGUUUUCACAGAUUUCCAACUGGAAGAAGGCUAUGAUUUUUUAGAGAUCAGUGGCACAGAAGCCCCAUCCAUAUGGUUGACUGGCAUGAAUCUACCUUCACCUGUUAUCAGCAGUAAAAACUGGUUACGGCUCCAUUUCACUUCUGACAGUAAUCACAGACGGAAAGGAUUUAAUGCUCAGUUCCAAGUGAGUCAAGGAGGAGAUGCCGUUGCCUCAGAUAUGUGUCCUGACCCAGGGAUUCCUGAAAAUGGGAAGCGAGCAGGCUUAGACUUUAGAGUUGGUGCUAAUGUGCAUUUUACUUGUGAUGAUAAUUAUGUGCUCCAAGGAACAAAAAGCAUUACUUGUCAAAAGGUGACAGAUACCUUAGCUGCUUGGAGUGACCAUAGGCCAAUUUGCCGUGCUAGAACGUGUGGUUCUAACCUCCGUGGUCCAAGUGGUAUUAUCACAUCACCCAAUUAUCCUGUUCAAUAUGAAGACAAUGCACAUUGUGUAUGGGUUAUAACAACCCUUGAUCCAGAAAAGGCUUUCUACCAUGUGUUUCCUCUGGGUCCUACUAAUGUAUCUGCUGAACAUAACCCUACUGAGUCUUAG
Molecule: messenger RNA, 1287 nt
Organism: Pseudonaja textilis
Lineage: Eukaryota; Metazoa; Chordata; Lepidosauria; Squamata; Elapidae
Source: RefSeq, a predicted model, not a curated record